Molecule: messenger RNA, 1125 nt
Organism: Lottia gigantea (owl limpet)
Lineage: Eukaryota; Metazoa; Mollusca; Gastropoda; Lottiidae
Exons: 9
Biological process (GO): activation of GTPase activity
Molecular function (GO): GTPase activator activity
Source: RefSeq, a predicted model, not a curated record
UCAUUCUAUUUCAGACCAUGUAGUGAAGAUUCAUCGUAUGAAACAAUAGAUAUAUUACCAGACAUUGCCUCAUCACCUUCUAUCAAAUUAACAGAUGAUACCCCAGUCAGUAACAGAACAGAACCAUUAACAGGAGAAGAAUUUCAAAGUUUCUUAGAUCAAGAUGGUAGACUAGUCAAUGAAAUUGGGUUGAGAAAGGCAAUAUUCUUAGGAAGUGUUGACUCAAGUAUAAGAAAGCAAGUAUGGCAGUUUUUGUUUGGGUUAUAUCCUUGCACAUCUACAAAAAGAGAAAGAGAUGCUUUGUUAAUAGAUUAUAUAAUAAAAUAUCAUGAAUUGAAAAAUAGAUGGAAGACAAUGUUAGUUAUUGAUUCCAAACCUGGUGAUACAGAGAUAAAAACUAAAUAUACCCCUAGACCACUAGAUCUUUCACUAUUAGACCAAACAAAUAUAUCAGAACAUAUAAAUACACCUGAUAUGGAACAGAAAAUAGAAUUUAUGAAAAUUCAAGCUCAAGUAUAUGUUCAAAGACAAAGACUAGAUAUAGAAGAAUUAAAAAAUCAGAUAAGAGUUAUAGAUAAAGAUGUACCUAGAACAGAUAGAGAUGAGGAAUUUUUCAGGGGUGCUGGUAAUCCUAGAUUAACUGAGUUAAGAGAAAUAUUAAUAACAUUUGCUGGUUUUAGUCCGGAUUUAGGAUAUGCUCAAGGAAUGAAUGACAUUUUAGCUAGAUUUCUGUAUGUAAUGGGAUCAGAGGUGGAGACUUUCUGGUGUUUUUAUCAUUAUAUGGAAAAGAUAAAAGAAGAUUUUAUGGAAGUUGGGAUGGUCAAAAAAAUUGAACUAGUAAAGAUGUUAUUAGGAGAAAUUGAUAAUUCUUUACUACAUCAUUUUGAGUGUCAUGACAUGGGUAAUUUAUUUUUCUGUCACAGAUGGUUGUUAUUGGGCUUUAAAAGAGAAUUUACAUUCCAAGAUUCAUUAAAAUGUUUUGAAAUUUUAAGUAGUCAACAUUUAGAGCUCUCCUCAAUGGAGGCUGAAACAGCUGUCAGGAGAGAAGAAAUGAAAGAAUUUGCAAAUACAGGUGAUUUAGUUUUGUAUUUAUUUUUUUGGUUGUCCUUUCUCAAAUUGUUUUGA